CGGAGAAGCCGAUCGUCGAACCUGGGUGCGCGACAAGCGUUGUCGGAGGAUAUAAUGGGAGAAGGCGUAGCAUCGUCGAGGGGCGGAUCAAGCCUUGCAAACGCGUCGGCCGAAAGCGUAUCGCGACUUCCUCACGCGCAAACCGCCGUAAUCCUGUCGCGUUUCCAAGCGUUCCCAAGCGGAAGCCGAAACCCUCGUAGCGGACCGAGGAGAACAACGUCAAUCUAUACCUGGGAUAUUCCCGAGUUUACCCCACGUUUCUCCGUCACGCGAUUUUCAUGGGGGUGAAGAGGCUGCGGUGCGCAUGGAAUAAGCGUAGAAUUAGCGUCGAGAAGCGUCCAAAUGCCGGGGGGGGGUGUUGGACCCUGAACAGCGAUGGCGACUCUACCAGUAUCGAAGGUAGCACAGAAGACGAUUUAGCGUACCCGCGAGAAAAACGGAUUUCCAGAGAUUUCCGAAGCAACCGACUAUCCUCCUUGACGAUGAUUCUGGCACCGGGUGCGAGGAGUCAUUGAAUUGAUAGAUUCCCGGGCUCAACGGUAGACGGUGGAAAGAGAGUCAACCGGAGAGAAGAGACGUUUCCGGAAGCCGUAUUUCAGGCGAACUUGAACGCAUACAGGCAGAACGUCGGCGGAACGGUUGGAGGCGAACGGGACGCCUGAGGCUCGGUGCAAGUCGUAUACGCUCGUGUCACUCUCGUGUCCAUUCCCUGAGCGAUAUCACAUGAUCGGUAAUGAGUGCAGAGUGUGGUAGAGUGCGUC
Punctularia strigosozonata HHB-11173 SS5 is the source of this 761-nucleotide messenger RNA. RefSeq lists its product as uncharacterized. The record is from RefSeq and is a predicted model, not a curated record. Bases 55 to 288 code for a protein of 77 amino acids. The transcript is spliced from 3 exons. NCBI's taxonomy places the organism in Eukaryota, Fungi, Basidiomycota, Agaricomycetes, Corticiales, Punctulariaceae.